UAGGUCAGGAGUAGCGGGGACGCCAUGUGCUUUUGAGGCAGAGGAGCUGUUGGAAGGAGACGUGUAUGUGACAAACUUGGUCGCUUUCUUAGAGAGAGGAUAACCGGCUCCAUUUACUGUUAGCAUGUUCUGCACCAGACGCUGCCUCCGCUCCGCGCUGCGGGCCGCAACCAGCACGCACCGGCAACAGCUUCAGUGGCAGAGACCAGCCUUGUGUGCGCUUAGGCUUCUGAAAACCAGUCCAGCCUCUCCUUCAGAUGCCAUCGCCACCCCUCCUCUAGACGGCGCACCCAAACAGUAUUCCCCCAAAAUCCAGCAGCUUGUCAAUGACAUAGCCAGCCUCACGUUGUUAGAGGUGUCCGACCUCAACGAGCUCCUCAAGAAAACUCUGAACAUUGAGAAUGUUGGAAUGAUGCCUUUGGGGGCGAUGCCAACAUUAGCUGUACCUGCAGCUGAGGCUGCAGAGGAGGAUGCAGCACCAGCAAAGAAAGAGAAGACUCACUUCACAGUAAAAUUGACAGAAUCAAAAGCAGCCGAAAAAGUAAAGCUUAUAAAGGAAGUGAAGAACUGCAUCCAGGGCUUGAAUCUGGUGCAGGCUAAGAAAUUAGUGGAGUCUCUUCCACAGGAAAUCCGGGCCAACGUAUCCAAAGAAGAGGCAGAGAAACUAAAAGCAGCCCUGGAGGCAGCAGGUGGCACCGUGGUGUUGGAGUAGAUCUCGUCUGCCACCAUUUUGCUACUCGUGCACUUCACCUUUUAGUUUCUUUCUUUUUUUUUUUUUUUUUUUUCUUUUGUACGACAAACACGUGGAUCCUAAGAGAAAUGGAAACAAAUGCCUUCUGACAUUAACACUGUCCCCUUACAACGUCAGGUGGGGCAGUACAGCUGAGACUGAACUUUCAGGCAUACAGCCUGCACAAACGGCUGCUGCACCGUUUGGUGGUUCAUUUGUCUUAUGUGCUUGUCUGAUACACGUGUCACAAACAAGCUAAAGAAAUACUGGCCUGGGUGCUGAGUAGAGCCUUAUUCAGACACAGCUAGAGUAACGUUGCAGUUAUGGCAUUCUGUCACUCAGACAUAGAUCAUAUUUGUAUUAAUGUUUUUCUGGUUUCCUUCUGACGUACCAACAACAGUGACUCAGAGAGCCCCACAGAAGUAGUGUAAGUGCUAACUGUAGGCAGGUGUAUCCACAUUCUUGAACAUCUUUGUCAUUGUGACUAAGAGCUGUAUGAACUGCUGAGGGAACUGCGUCCUGCCCCCCUCACACAUGCCCUAUAUAGGAUCUCUACUGUAUUAGGAGGAACGUUUUAAUGUUUUACUCUUAUUCCAAAUUAAAAACAGUAAAAAUGUUUUUGCUUUUUUUUUUUUUUUUUUUUUGCAUUCUGUUGUGAGCUGAGAAACUCACAAAGAUGCGGACACAGUUAGUUGCUGUGCUGAAAUUUAUUGCGUCCAACUUCCAGAAGAGCGACCGAGAUGCUAAUAGACACGAAGCCGUUAACACGCUGAGGUGCCGUCAGAUUAAUGGAAAGGAGUGCAUGUCUGGAAGAGGCUGGACCCAGUUUGUAAUUCUGUUUUUAAUGUUUGAACUUCUCAUAAGAUGAAAUCUUGUGGUUUCCAGGCUGAUACAGAUUACUGAUGUUAAGGAACACCAGAUACUGUGUGUAGUUCAGGAAUGGCAGAGCUCAGUCCACAUCUAUCAUCAAAAUGUUAAAAAUGUGAUUAAAGUUGAAAAAAAGUUUGCUCUUUUGUGUUCUUAUU
This is a messenger RNA of Archocentrus centrarchus (flier cichlid), 1755 nucleotides long. It is a transcript of the gene mrpl12, whose product is annotated as mitochondrial ribosomal protein L12. Gene Ontology annotation, molecular function: mRNA binding; structural constituent of ribosome. Bases 125 to 712 code for a protein of 195 amino acids. The record is from RefSeq and is a predicted model, not a curated record. NCBI's taxonomy places the organism in Eukaryota, Metazoa, Chordata, Actinopteri, Cichliformes, Cichlidae. Gene Ontology annotation, cellular component: ribosome; mitochondrial large ribosomal subunit. The transcript is spliced from 5 exons. Gene Ontology annotation, biological process: translation.